Molecule: messenger RNA, 1914 nt
Organism: Pestalotiopsis fici W106-1
Lineage: Eukaryota; Fungi; Ascomycota; Sordariomycetes; Amphisphaeriales; Sporocadaceae
Exons: 1
Coding region: 1-1914 (637 amino acids)
Source: RefSeq, a predicted model, not a curated record
AUGUCUGCCGAUCUCUUCGCGGCCUUCGAUGGCCCUUCGCAACCUCCCAAUCAAGGGCAAAAGCAACAGCAGAAUGCAGCGCAAGCAAAGACGCAGGCAAACGCUUUCUCAUCCGAUCCAUUCGCGUUUUUGAGCUCUGCCGCUCAGAGCCCGGUAGUCUCGCAGACUCAACCAUUCCCGUCCUUUCCGUCAACCAACAAUGAUCCGUGGGGAAGUUUCGCAGGCGGCCAAGGCAUUCGCCAGCCGGCAAAGGCUGAAGUAAACGACGACAACGACGACAACGACGACGACGAUGAUGGAUGGGGUGAUUUUGAGACUGCAGACCCCAUAGCACCGCCGGCCCCAAAGCUGGCCACGGCUGCUACCCCUAUUCCGGCCUCGACGAAACCGCCGCCUCAGAACCCUGCCAUACAACGGACGAGAAUUAUAAGGGCCCCAACCAUUGAGUUGAUGACCAACAGUCUCAUUGAUAUUCCAGGCACAAAUGUUUUGCCUGAAGAAGUCAGAUCGCCACCAUGGAUGCGCCAGUCUUUUGACCGAGGGCAAAAAUCCACACCGCCGCCAGCAGCGAAACCAAUACAGCCCGUGCAGCAGCCCCAGAGGGCCGACCCCAAUGUUUUAUUUGAUGCUGAUGAGUUUGAUGGAAAGGUCGCGGAAGAUGAUGAUGACGACUUUGGGGACUUUGAGACAGUCGCCUCGCCUGCGCCUGCGCCGGCUGCAUCUAGUGAUCUAUUAUCCGAUGACCUGUUCAGCCCACCUCCAACGGCUAGACCGACAUCCACAACCAAGAGAAUGAACACUGCUGAUUUGCUCUCCUCUUUGACACUGGACGCGCCAGCAUCUCCAUAUCCCCAAGCACCAAAAUCCCCUGCUUUCCGAGACAGAAAUCCUUUCCCGGGAUUGGGUCUGAAAACACCUACAGAACCGGAACCUGUGCCAAAGAAUGAGGAUGCUAAAACCGCGACUCCUCUGACAGCGUGGCCGAGCUUCGAUAAUGAUUCUACAAAAACCCAAACGGCCCGAAAGACCCAGAAAAUCAAUGAUGGUUGGGACGCGUUUGAUAGCUUGGCCGAGGAGCCUGCCGCCAGCAAGGAGGCAGACACAGCCAAUGACGACUGGGGCGAAUGGGACGCAUUUGAUAACCAAAAGUCAGAGCCCGUCAAGGCUCAAGCUACCGGCAGCACGGAAAGAGAUGAUGUAUCGACAUGGGCUUGGAACGCAAUAGAUAACCCAAAUGACAAGUCGGUCGAUACGAAGGCAGACUCAGCACCACCGAUAAAUAUUCCGCCACCUUCAGUGUUAUUAUCCAUCUUUCCGCAAUUACUCGCUCAAGCAAACGAUUCGCUAUUCAAGCCGGUCAGUGGAAAGUCGACAUCUAUCAAAAACCGCAUCUUGUCCGAUCCUAAAACCGUUGAUUUCCUGCGAGGUUAUCUACUUCUUGCCACUGUAGCCGCCCGAAUUAUAGCUGGCCGGAAGCAGCGGUGGCAUCGAGACAAAUUCCUGUCACAAAGCAUGUCCAUUUCAGCUGCGGGAAGUAAGGGAAUGAAAUUAGCUGGAGUGGACAAGACACAAGCAAUUCGAGAGGAUCGAGAAGCAGCCGAUGUUCUGGACCUUUGGAAAGAGCACGUGGGUCGUCUGCGCUCAGCAGUAGCGGCGGCCAACCAGUCAAUCAAGGAUGCAUCACAGCAGCUCAAGAUACCUGAACUUCGCGACAACAUGCAGGCUCAGACGGCCAAGGGUGUGCUGACUGCCCCCAAAGCCUGUGUUAUUUGUGGCAUCAAACGAGAUGAACGGCUAGCGCGGGUUGACUUUGAUGUUGAAGAUAGUUUUGGAGAAUGGUGGACGGAACAUUGGGGGCAUACUGCAUGCAAAAGGUUUUGGCUCAAACAUGAGAGUGCCCUGCGCCAACGGUAA